UUUUUGUUUGAUAUUUUCUGAGCGAUGCAGCAGCCUUCCUCUCACUCUGGAGGCGCGCCGUACUAUCCGCCGCCACCGAAUCAGCCAAUGCAUCCAGGACACUAUCCUCAGCAUCAUGCGCAUCCACAACAUGCACAGCAGUAUCCGCACCAUGCUCAAUACGCGCAGUAUCCGCCACAACCCGGCUACGACUAUCAGCACCACUCCCACCACUCCCACCAGCCACACCAUCAACACCAUCAACACCACCCCCAACACCACCAGUACCAAGCACACUAUGGCGGUGGCAGCAUUGGCGGUGGCAAUCCAAGCGGCUCUUGGCCGCCAGCAGGCGAUCCGAACGCGCGCCAUCCACACCAUGCUCACCCACACCCGCAGCAGCAGCAGCAGCAGCAGCAGCAGCAGUCAUACAACAUGGCAGAUCAGAGCCAAAUGGCGCAUCCUGACCAGCAUCACCACCAGCACCAUUACCCGAUGGCUCCUCCUCCUGCUCCUCCUCAAUCUUGCACGUCGUCUCAGUACCAUCCCACUCAACCAGUCGCAGCAGCACGUCCUCCUCCAGCGCCACCGCUGGACUUUUCAAAAUUGUCAGAGUUCAUCCGUGCGCUGCACCUGCAGAUUACCGACACGAUUAUCGCGGACGCGCGAGAAUGGGUUUUGGCCAACGUACACAGUCCUUCUGAGAUGGACGCAAUCGCAACUUUCUUCGUGGCUGCCAUCACGUCAAAGUCAGCGCCGUUGGAGCUCAAAAUCAAGCUGCUCUAUCUAGUGACGGAUUUGUUUCACCAUGCGUCUCAGCGAAGCAUGUUUGGACUCAUUGACGCAUUCGACGCACACAUGGGCUCUCUGUUCCGGCAUAUUGCAGAUACCCCUCUCAAGCAGGAGGCGUACCAGCAACUGGUGACUCUUUUGGGGUUUUGGCGGCACAAUCAAUUCCUCUCGCCGCAGCGGUUUGCGGAGGUCGACACAAUCAUGCACACCAUUUCCCCGGUGCGACUUUCCAUCCAUGAUCUUGAGAACGCCUCAGCCUACCACCGGCUUCCAGCUGGCCUGAUGGUGCCUUUGGUCAAGCCGAGCGAUCAAGAUUACGCUUCAAUUCAACCUCGCGACAUUGUGCCACUUUCUGGCCUUGGAGAGCCUUCCGACGAGAUGCAGGCCGCGCUGUCACGCUUUUACACACCCGAUGAGCAGCGCUUGGAUGAUCAGGGAUGGGAGCGCGGCGUGCUGUCCGCUUUUUACGACAAGAAGCGCGCCAAUGCUCCUGCGCCGUCUUCUGCUUCUUCCACUUCCCGGUCUCGCCGGCGGUGACCCCCCCUUUUUUUUUGUGUUUUCAUCAUGUUCCUGUCUGCACAAUUAUUCAAGCGUCACAUCACACUCCAACUCUCAGUCCUU
This is a messenger RNA of Capsaspora owczarzaki ATCC 30864, 1392 nucleotides long. RefSeq lists its product as hypothetical. Bases 25 to 1308 code for a protein of 427 amino acids. The transcript has 4 exons. The record is from RefSeq and is a predicted model, not a curated record. Gene Ontology annotation, biological process: intracellular calcium ion homeostasis. Lineage: Eukaryota; Filasterea; Ministeriida; Capsasporidae. Gene Ontology annotation, cellular component: perinuclear region of cytoplasm.